AUGGGCGUCCUACCAAAAGGCCUCUCCUCCGUCCUGGCCAAAGCGCCCACCGACGUCGUCAUCCUCUCCUCCCUCCGCACCCCCAUCACCCGCUCCUACAAGGGCCACCUAAAGGAUGCCUACCCGGAAGAGCUCCUCUCCGUCGUCCUGCGCGCCACCCUCGACAAGACCCCCGAGCUCGACCCGUCCAAGAUCGACGACGUCGCCGUCGGCGUCGUCCUCUCCGAGCUCGGCGGCUCCAAGGCCGCCCGCAUGGCCAUGAACCACGUCGGCUUUCCCAGCACCACAUCUCUCUACACCGUCAACCGCGCCUGCUCCUCCUCUCUCCAAGCCAUCUCCUCCAUCGCGGCCUCCAUCCGCACCGAGGCCAUCGACGUCGGCAUCGGCGCCGGCAUGGAGAGCAUGACGCGCAACUACGGCUCGCGCGCCAUCCCGACCUCGUACUGGCCCGCGCUUAAGGAAUCCCCCGUCAAGGACGCGCGCGACUGCGUCAUGCCCAUGGGCCUGACCUCUGAAAACGUCACCUCGCGGUACGGCGUCUCGCGCGAAGACCAGGAUGCUUUCGCCGUCAAGUCGCACCAGCUCGCCGCUGCGGCGCGCGCCAAGGGAAACUUCAAGGAGGAGAUCGUCCCCGUCACGACGCAAUUCCAGGAGAUGGACAAGGCGGGCAACAAGGUGGGCGAGGCGCAGACCGUCACGGUGACGGAAGACGACGGUAUCCGCCCCACGGCGUCGCUGGAGGGCAUGGCCAAGCUCAAGCCGGCGUUUAAGCCGGAUGGCGCCAGCACGGCGGGCAACUCGAGCCAGGUCAGCGACGGCGCGGCGGCGACGUUGUUGAUGAGGCGCAGCACGGCGACGGCGCUGGGCUUGGGCGAUAGGAUCAUCGGCAAGUUCGUGGCUGCUAAUACCGUGGGUUGCAAGCCGGAUGAGAUGGGCAUCGGCCCUGCGGUGGCGAUCCCCAAGCUUCUAGGCCAGUUGGGAUUGCAGAAUAAGGAUGUCGACAGGUGGGAGAUCAACGAGGCGUUUGCCAGUCAGGCGAUUUACUGCUUGAGGGAGCUGGGACUGGAGGAGGCGUGGAAGGAUGGCAAGGUUAACCCGGAUGGCGGCGCCAUUGCUUUGGGUCAUCCCUUGGGUGCUACCGGUGCGAGAAUGGUGAGCACGCUGUUGCAUGGUCUUGGCAGGACGGGUGGUGAGGUUGGUGUGGUCAGCAUGUGCGUUGGUACGGGCAUGGGCAUGGCUGGUGUUUUUGUUAGGGAGUAA
Messenger RNA from Sordaria macrospora k-hell, 1260 nucleotides. RefSeq lists its product as uncharacterized. Gene Ontology annotation, cellular component: peroxisome. Gene Ontology annotation, molecular function: acetyl-CoA C-acyltransferase activity. The record is from RefSeq and is a predicted model, not a curated record. Gene Ontology annotation, biological process: fatty acid beta-oxidation; phenylacetate catabolic process. Lineage: Eukaryota; Fungi; Ascomycota; Sordariomycetes; Sordariales; Sordariaceae.